Molecule: messenger RNA, 995 nt
Organism: Nycticebus coucang (slow loris)
Lineage: Eukaryota; Metazoa; Chordata; Mammalia; Primates; Lorisidae
Exons: 4
Coding region: 1-885 (294 amino acids)
Source: RefSeq, a predicted model, not a curated record
AUGCUGCAGAAAGAGGAAAGACAGGGGACCAAAGGGACACAGACAAAAGGGGACCCCCCCAGCUUGGAAACCCCCAUCGUCACAUCCAGCCUGGCAUGGGUUUUCCCCACCUUCAUCUUGACAGCUGCCCCUUUCACCACUACCUCUCCCUAUUCCACCAUGCAGGAAACACACGGAAAGCAAAGCCAGAGGAUCCAGACCCUGCAAACCCUUCUCCGGACCUGUCCUGAGUCUCCUUUUCAUCUCUGGCAUCUAUUAGCAUCCAGAGAAAAGAGAGAGCAGGAUUUCCCAGCAGCAGUUCUGCAACAGCUCGAGCACCGGGGACACGCGCGGCAGACCGCCCCAGACGCCUCAAGGCUGCGCGCGAAGACACCGCGCAGGCAGACGCACAGACGGGGCUCCCCCACCCAGGACGCGGUGGCGGCGGCGACGGGGUGGGAAGCCCAGGAAACCCCGGGUUCCCGUCGGAACCCGCCCGGCACCAAGGCCCCUCCCGCAGCGCCUAUCAAGAGCAGGCCCUGGGGACCCUAUGCCUGCGGGAGCCAGGGACUCCCCAAAAAACCCGGAGAGAGGUUACCUCGCAGUGGGGGGACGCAACCCGUUGGGAGUGCCCGCGGGCACGGCGUCUGCCCUAACCCGGACCCUGGGUACCGCUUGGCAUCGGGGGUACGGGGUCCCCGGAGAGGAGCCGUCCGGGGGGCCGCGGCUCAGGGGCGCGGGGCGACGGCAGCGGCCAUAUCGAGUCACGUGCGGAGGCUGAAACUUUACCCGGAGCCCCAGACUGGGGGGGGAGGAGGGUACGGAGCAGGGUGGAGGGAGGCCCUUUCCCUCAGACCCGCCCCCCUCCGCCCACGGACCAAUCAUCAGUCAGAGGCGGGUCCGUAGGAUCACGCCCAGCCGCCCCGCCUCCUAAUAGACCAAGGGAAGGGCGAGUCUUAAAGGAGCCCUCCUAGCUCAAGGCUGGACCGUGGGAAUCUGGGAGAAUCCCUCCCUCA